Molecule: messenger RNA, 384 nt
Organism: Schistosoma curassoni
Lineage: Eukaryota; Metazoa; Platyhelminthes; Trematoda; Strigeidida; Schistosomatidae
Source: the annotation of a GenBank genome assembly
AUGUUGGGGUUUGUGAAGCGCUGUAUGUCUUUCGAUGCAACAUAUAAAGGGGCCUACAAAGCUAGUGGUGCUUUUUGUGACCGCCCACAUAUAAUGAGGUUUGGUAUACUACGAUCUCUGGCUGUGGGAAUUCCUUUUAUAUUUAUCGGGUCAGUGAUUAGCAGGACAGGUGCUGAACUCCUGGAAGACAUGCAAAGAUUGCAUGUGCUAGCACACACAGCUGCGACAGUUUUGCGUGCUCCAUUUGUUUCGUGGUACUUUAUAAUACCUUUUACUCUUCAGCAAGAUGCGAUCUUUAGACGUAACUGUCAAUUGAGAGGCCUUUGUAUUCUCUGUUAUAAGUUGUGGACUUUGUUGUACGAUUUUGUAGCGAUUGGUUGUUGA